UGUGAGAUUUUAGCUGCAAGUUUCGGUCGCCGCACUCUCUUAUUGGCGCCGGAGUAUCUUUUCUGACAAAACCUGCAUGGUGAUCGGGAUCUCAUGUCAAUGGUUGAAAUGCCUUACUUGGUAUAUAGCUAACAGUGUGCCUACGAUGUAGUAUGAACCAGCAAUCUACGGGACAAUUCUGGGGGUAUUGAUGGUCCCACCGCGAACCAGAAAUCCAAUAAAUCACUCCAAAAGACAGUCCCCGGACAUUCCCCGAUACCCCACGAACCCCCGCACCAUCAAACAAAACCAGUGAGACCAAGGCAGCAGUUCCUGUUCACAACAUGUUCCCAACUUGCCUUAACUUCAUGAAAUCACCCCCUUCACAUCCACCAUCAUGUCCAAACGCAUCAUCAUCACCGGUGGCUCCGGCAAAGCUGGCCAAUUCAUCAUUUCCCAUCUCCUCGCCCACAACUAUGACAUUCUCAACCUGGACCUAAACCCGCUUCCCGCUCCCCUCAGCAACAGAGUCCACACCCUCAAAGUCGACCUCACCGACAACGGUCAAGUGCAUGGCGCCCUGCACUCUCAUUUCCAUCUCACCGAACCAUUUCGCGAACCCCUCCGCCAGGUCCCCGAUGCUGUGAUCCAUCUAGCCGGGUACGCAAGGAAUAUGAUCGUUCCCGAUAACGAAACCUUCCGAGGCAAUGUUCUCUCUACCUAUAAUGUGCUGGAAGCUGCGUGUCGAAUCGGGGUACCCAAGAUCAUUACUGCCAGUUCACUCUGUGCGUACGGUGUUGCUUUUGCAGAAGGGGAUGUCGAUUACCCUUCUUUCCCGGUUGAUGAGGAGGUAGAUACGAACCCGAUGGAUGUGUAUGGUCUAUCGAAAGUGGUUGGGGAACGCACAGCGCGGAGCUUUGCUCGGCGAUUUGGGACGGAUAUCUACGUCAUGCGGCUGGGAGCUAUUGUCGCGCCGGAGGAAAUGCGGAGUCGGUUUGAGGAAUAUGUGCAUUCACCGGCGAAGUAUAAGGCGCAUGGAUGGGCAUAUACGGAUGCCAGAGAUGUUGGGUUGAUGUUUGAGAGGGGCCUUGUUACAGAUGGAUUGGGGUUCCAGGUCUUUAAUGCGGUGAAUGAUGAGAUUACGAACACUGCGAGCUCGACGGGGGAGUUCUUGCAGAGGAUGUGUCCCAAUGUUCCGAUUACGAGGGAGAUGGGGGAGAAGGAGGCCCCGGUGACGAAUAGAAAGAUGAAGGAGAUGUUGGGUUUUGAGCAGAGGUACCAGUGGCAGGACGAGUAUUUCCAAAAGUGAAGGUUGGGAUAGUAGGGCGGAAUCUGGUAGUGGCUGAGUAGUUGGGCCAUAGACAUAGAUAGCUGUCUGAUAUAUGACCAUCAUAGCAGUGGCUUAGCGCGGUACACCCGGGGGUCAACAUAUCAUUGCUUCAUGUGUCUGCAUAUAUAACACCUUGGGUGAGAAAGCAAUUCAUUUCAGGUGCA
Aspergillus welwitschiae is the source of this 1473-nucleotide messenger RNA. Its product is annotated as NAD-dependent epimerase/dehydratase family protein. The record is from RefSeq and is a predicted model, not a curated record. Bases 377 to 1288 code for a protein of 303 amino acids. The transcript has a single exon. NCBI's taxonomy places the organism in Eukaryota, Fungi, Ascomycota, Eurotiomycetes, Eurotiales, Aspergillaceae.